This is a messenger RNA of Calliphora vicina (urban bluebottle blowfly), 1663 nucleotides long. RefSeq names its product acyl-coenzyme A diphosphatase Fitm (gene Fitm). The record is from RefSeq and is a predicted model, not a curated record. Gene Ontology annotation, molecular function: coenzyme A diphosphatase activity. The coding region runs from base 361 to 1560 and encodes 399 amino acids. NCBI's taxonomy places the organism in Eukaryota, Metazoa, Arthropoda, Insecta, Diptera, Calliphoridae. The transcript is spliced from 2 exons. Gene Ontology annotation, biological process: lipid storage; lipid droplet organization; phospholipid biosynthetic process. Gene Ontology annotation, cellular component: endoplasmic reticulum membrane.
AAUUGCAGGUGAAGUGAUUUUUCUAUUUUUUACUUCAGCAUGGAAUUCCUUUCACAAAGAUUUUGUUAAAUUGUUAUGAUUGUAAAAUAAAAAUACGAUAAAUAAAAAAUGUAAAUUUAAUCAACGAAUGAAUAAAUAGUGUAAAUAAUUGUCUUUUAAUAAAAAAAACUUAAAACUACGUGUUCUUUCAUCCAAACACUUCUGUGCUGCAACCAGUUGAACUUUGACUCAAAAAAAAAAAUUGAAAUAUUUGUUGAACUCGUCACUUUCACUUUGUAAAGCACAGAGCACAAAAUUACAGCAGCUGUAGUAAAAAAAAGAAAUACUCGGUCAAAGUGUACAACAAACAAGUCUUGUAAAAUGGCCACGAAAAGAAAACCCAUACGUCCCAAUAUUUAUACGGGGCCACAAAUGAAUUUCCGCGGUGGUCCCGAUAUAUCAAGAGGUGAAGCCAAAGGUACACGUCCCACAGCACCACCAACGAGCAUUAGGGAAAUAAUGGUCAUGAUGAUAAUGCAUAUUUGUAAAAAGACCAUCUUCUUCGAUACCAAUCUUAAGGUGGCUCUUUAUUUGGGUAGUUUGUUUUUAAUAUCAUUGAUUGGCGAUUUUAUACCUUUUCCGAAAACAUACUUUGCCCGAUCUGAUAAUCUCUUCAAUGUAUAUUUUGUAAAAGUUGGUUGGGGCUGGACAUUGUUGUUUAUGGUUCCUUUUGUGGUGAUGACUUCGUAUACAUUGUGCUGCGGUGACAUGAAGAAAUUAUUGCGUCAUCAUGCUCCACGUAUUGCAAUAGCCACUUUCUUUUGGUUCUUCUGGACAAAAGUAUUCAAUGUAAUUGAGACUUCAUAUGGAAAAUGUACCAAUAAAGGUUUUUCUACCAAGUCAAGUUGUCUCCGAGCUGGCCACUUAUGGAAUGGUUUCGAUAUAUCUGGUCAUGCUUUUAUUCUUAUACACUCGAGUCUGGUACUAAUCGAGGAAGCUAGACCCAUCAUUAAAUGGGAAACAAUCAAAGAACAUUUGCGCAACGAACUUCAUGAUCGUUCCAUAUCCGAAACAUCGAGCACAAAUCCUCUAAGGAAUCUAAACGACGAACAAAUGCGAAAUUUAAAAUUUCUAUAUGAACGUUUAACACCGAUAAUUCGUACAUUAUUUAUUGGCAUGGCCGCCUUGCAAUUGUUAUGGGAUGUAAUGUUGGUCGGUACAAUGCUUUACUAUCAUCGUAUGAUUGAGAAAUUUAUCAGUGGCAUUAUUGCAAUUUUCACCUGGUAUUUUACUUAUCGGUUUUGGUAUCGAUCUACAGUAUUGCCGGAUCCAGCUGGAAGUGGUUCAUUUUUCUACCAAAAGGACUGCAAGGAUGCAUUUGUAUUUAAGCGACAAAAUAGUAUGACGUCAACACCAGCCAAUAUACCAUCAAGUAGUGGUGGUUUUAGAAGUGCUGCAAGUGGCAGCAGUCAGUCACAAGUACCUAAAUUUAUGGGUAUGCCAAUUUACACUAGUCCCAAAGCAUCGGGUUCUCAAAUUACCAGCUCAAAUAAUGGUAAUGGCAAUGGUAAUGAUAGAUAGAUCAUAAUGUUGUUGAUCAGUAAAGGCGAUUAUGAAAUUACAUGUUAUGUGUUGGGUAAUAAAGUUUAAGGUGUUAAUUUUUUUAUAUACCAAAUUAUAAAUA